Messenger RNA from Epinephelus fuscoguttatus (brown-marbled grouper), 5244 nucleotides. It is a transcript of the gene amer2, whose product is annotated as APC membrane recruitment protein 2. The record is from RefSeq and is a predicted model, not a curated record. Lineage: Eukaryota; Metazoa; Chordata; Actinopteri; Perciformes; Serranidae. The coding region runs from base 182 to 2272 and encodes 696 amino acids. Gene Ontology annotation, molecular function: beta-catenin binding; phosphatidylinositol-4,5-bisphosphate binding. Gene Ontology annotation, biological process: regulation of canonical Wnt signaling pathway. The transcript has a single exon. Gene Ontology annotation, cellular component: plasma membrane.
GAGAGAGAAAACCAGCAGGCAGGCGUUAGAGCAACUCAGAGUGGGAGUGAAAGAGCAUCAGACUGCAGGGUGGAGAGUGAGAGAUAGAGAGGGUGAGUGUAUGUGUGGCCAGAGAGCGGACAGAGAGGCAGCUCGAGAGCUUGAGGGAGACGAUAGAGUGGGAGCGAUAGAGUGCUAGAUAAUGGAGGUGCAGUCGGAGUGCGUGGAGCCUCCUGUGGCCCCUCAGUGUGACCCCCAGCCCACGGGGAAGAUCAACAAAGCUGCCUUCAAACUCUUCGGAAAGCGGCGCACCGGCUCCGGGAUGGCCAGCUUCUUCUCCUUCAGGAACAAAGGGGCUACAAACAGCGGGAACAACGGGAAUUCUGACAAUGGGAAUUCUUUGAAUGGAAACAGCUCGGCGGCAUCAGUGGAGCUGGUUAGGAGCAAAACCCACGAUGGACUAACGAGCUCUAACAACGAUGCUGAUGGACAGAGAGGGGAGGGGCUUGCUAGCCUGGAGGCGGGGCCGGUCAGGUCCCUCAGCAAAUCGUUGAGUUUUUUUUCUUUACUCCGACGUGGGAGUUUUCGGUCGAGUGAAAAUGGAGGGGCAGGGCUUGUCAGAAGAGGGAGGGGUCUAAAGGGCUUUUUUAGCAGCAUGCGAUGGAGACGCAAGGAAAAAACAAACGAAGCAGAUGGGGAAGAGGUGGAGCGGAAGACAGAGAAGGAUGGGAAUACUGCCGACUCUGAAAAGGUAAAGGAUAUUACUCUCACCCUUGAACCGCCUCCACAUCAUCACCAAGUGGAUUGUGGGAAUGCAGAAGCAGAACCUAACGUAGAGACUCCCACCACUAGUGUUACCAUGACACCCCCACACUGUGUUACCAUGCCAGGGCCAUCUGGCGAGUCAGACUCCCCCUUUCCUUACACACCCACUGACUCGCCACUGCGCCCUCCAAUCCAAAAAGCCAAAGCCUCAAUUUCCAGCCUCACCCCCUCCCUCGCUACACCCCCUUUGGAUCGCUGCAGCACGGGCGACCCACCCUCAGAACCCUCAGUGGACCGCCUCUGCUCUCUCCUCUUCACCGACGUCACGUCCCUCAAGAGCUUUGAUUCACUGACAGGCUGUGGGGACAUUAUUGCUGACGCAGACGAGGAGGGGCCGGCGGGUAACGGGGGCAGUGGCACCAGCAGCAGCAGCAGUGGGGGAGGAGGGGGGAGUGUGGGAGCAAGCGUUGGGAGAGCUGUUGGCAUUACCAGUGUCACGUCUCGUGGCUCCCCAACCAAACCCUCUCUACCUUCGCAGCUGACCCAGCCCAUGUUCUCUGUUUCCGCAAGCUCAGUGCCUUCUUCCCUUCCAGCCCGGGCCCGGGCGCCGCCUCCACCACAGCAGCACCCACCCGGUAGCGGUGUGGUGGCCUACAUGGGUGGAGGGGAAGAAAUGGCAAGUCCAGAAGGAGUAGACGAUGCAGACAUGCAGGGGCUCUGGCACAUGCUGCCCUCCACAGGUGACAACUCCCCUGCUUUGCCGCGAUCACACCAACCUUCCUCCACUACACCAACUUCCACUUAUCCCCCUCGUGCCACCUCCAACCCUGCCAGCAGCCACCUGCCCUCGGCCCACAGCAGGAGCGCAGACCGAAAGGUUCCCCAGGUGAAGGCUCUGGGGCUUAGCAAGAUUCCAGUAGUUGGUGCAGCGGGAGGCCGGGCAGCUAAACCCCCCCUCCCUCACACACAUGGCCGUCAUCCCACGUCACCUGGUGAAAAAGAGCCACUUAGCGAUGAGGGUUACUGGGACACACCCUCAGCAACACCCACUGCAACACCUGAUGAGACCGGGCUACAGCGUAACCAGAAGAUGGCCCUAUCACGCGACAGUUGCUCUGGAGACCACCUGUACGACCUUUACAACGACCCUGAGGAGGAAGGAGGGAAUGAACAGCAGGAGGAUGAUGAAGAUUUAAAGAGCACUCCCUCUCCAUCCACUGAAUACAAACUGAGCCCCACUUCCCAUACAACUCCUCUGUCCUCCUCCUCCUCUUCCUCCUUCCAAUCUAUGAAAGGCAGCACCAGCCUUCCUCGGGAAUCCAAGAUCCCAGUGAGCAGCAGACAAACCCCACCUCCCCACUCAGUAAGCCAGUCAGCCCUUUCGUCUGUUCUGGAGGCUGAAUCCCCUCCGCCAAAGACCCAGGCACCUCCCCCGGCCCGCACCAGAAUCCCUGUAUCCAAGGUGCCCGUCCGUCGUUCUGGAAACAAACCUGGCAGCACAACCAGAGGAACUGCCCACAAGAAGUAGCUCCCGUCAAACAGGUCAUUCUCGCCUACUAACAUGCGGACUUCAGUGCUGUUUACGCAGAGCCAAAAGUUUUCCCAGACCAAGAAAAAUGUUGAGCUGCAGAGUUAACAGCCUAUAAAUUCCUCUCAAAUCUUAAAAGCUCUCAUUCUUUAGGUGUUUUGGCUUACGGCAGGCUAGAAUAGAAUAAGUGCUUUUGUUCACUUGAGAAAGUCACGAGGAGACUCCAAAAAGCUGGGUUAACACUUCACCGCCCUCACUGGAACUUUGGAGGUUGACUCUUGACAAUCCACGGACUCGCAAUAGACACAUUUGCCUUGUAACUUUCUGGAAAAAGCUCCUGACCUGCUGAGAGUUCAACAGCUCAUGACUGCACACUGCAAAAAGAAGAAGAAGAAGAAGAAGAAAAAACAGCAGAGCACCUUUUAUCUUUGACAUUUUUCUUAUGGAACUCCACAUGGCAUAACUUAAUUUGCUCAUACGGACCUAAUCUAAUCAUUUUGAGUUUGUCUUCUUGUCUAAUCUGUAACAAAUUACCUCCUAAUCCUUUGAUUUAGAGCCAAAGUGAAACAAGAAAACAGUCUUCACUUCACAGCCUCUGAUAGUCUUGAACAGACUCUCUGAUAUCCACAGCCUGGAAUAACCCAAUGUUUUUUUUUGUUUGGCUGUCGUAUGUGUUUUUUGCUUUUUGAAGAUGGUCUUCUCCCGACCGCACACUGAUUAAUAAACUGUAUGUGCAAGAGUACGAAUUAAAACUGAGAUCUGGUUUUAUAACUCACCUACUUUGCAGCUACAAAUGUGGCAGAGCUGCCCACACAUUACGGUACAUUGUGUUUUUUGGAGGUGGAGAUCUCCUCUGUUUUAAUUGGUUGUUAUUAUUAUAAUUAUAAUUAUUAUUAUUAUUAUUAUUGUGGAUGGACUAAGUUUCAGCCUGUUGCAUCUGGAUCUCACUUAUACCUGACUGCAUCAUAGGAUGUCGAUCUCUGGGAUUUACAACUGUUGAAUUACCAAUGGAACCCUGCAAAGCUAUCGCAAUACUCGACCUGGAGGGAUCCCUUGCACUGAUGCAUCAACACACACAUAUACGCACACACAUACAAAACCAGACAUGCACUCACACAUGUUCUCUCCCUCUCCGCAUGCAGUGCCACACAUACAGGCACAAAGGUCAGGGAACAUCAUCUGAUACUGAACGACCUUAGUUCCACUGUUCAACCUUCGUCUUUGUAGCUACACUGGAUGACUCUCUUCUCUAAAGACACGUGCACAACCGAUUUUUUCUAGUCAGUACUUUCUUCUUCACUGGAUUUCAUACUGUUUUUAUAGGCUCCUCCUUCCUAAGUCAUACUGCUCGGAUCUUAAACUGUGAUCGCACCAGCUUCUUAACGCUCUGUUCUUUCUGUUCUUCUCUACUAACAUACUGUACGGGCUGAUGUGAGUGGAUGACAGGGAGGCAUCCUUGCUGUCAGUUUUAAAGAGCCAGAAUAUGCCUGCAGGUUUUUUUUAAUAGGCUGUGACCCAAAAAAAGAAAGACAAGGAAAAUCUGUCAGGGUUUGAGUCAUACCUAUCUGGAUCACAGCUGAAAAUACAAAGCAAAACAUGGGGACUAAUGCUAAAUCAGUCCUUCACCCUUCCUGGCUGUUGUACAAAUAAACACUGUACAACUUUAUUCUGGGAACCACCGCAGCUGUGUGUGAAUCUGAAUGUAGCUUGACAUCAUUGUAGAUUAUUGGUCAGCAUAUAUAUUUCCUCUUUGUCCCUUUUUUGUGGGGGCAAGACAAAUGGCGGAGCUUACUGUUUUCUAAGUCCCCCAUGCUCUGAAAAAUGAAGACAAACUGCUACACAGUGCGUUGAGCCUUGCAAAGCACCACUUGUUUAAAGAAUGAGGGGGUGUAUUGCAGUCCUAAAAGGCCUUUGUCAGUGAUUCAGUGAGACAAGUUACAGGGAGCGGAGUGUUCCCUACCCUUUAGUCAAAGAGAGGGGUUUUCAUAGGGAGAGACAUUUGAGACGAUGCGAGUUUUCUCUAACCGCAAGGGUACCAAAUGACACGUGAGGGUCACUGUAGUUCAUGAUAGCUUUCCAUCUCAUUUAGAAUGUGAUGAUUGAUCCACAACGCUGCUCCAGGUUCAGAUAUCUUUCCAGGCUCCUGACGGUGUAGUGAAGGACAGGCCGUGGGGUAACCUGAUCCCAGGUCUGCAGUAAGUGUGUUUCUCACCCGAUAAAAAGGACAGGCUAAAGGUCAUUUGGGGAGCAGAGAAAUGUUUUCUCUGCCUACACUGUGCUUUUUAUCUCUUUUGAUUAAGUAUGCAAUCACUGUCAUUCUCCAGGAGUGAUUCAAGGAAAGGGAUGCUGAAUUAAGGGUGAUUGAAAUGCGCAUCAACCUAAGCCUUGAAAUUUCCUGGUGAAAAAUAAUAAGACAGCAGAGGUUACGCUUGUGGAUAUUUGACCAAAACAGUUGCCUGAAGACUCCCAAAAUCAUAGUUUUACUUUAUGACACUGCCAGUAAUCAAAUAGUAUUGAUAUUAAGAUUAAGAGAGAGCAGGAAGCCAUGAACUCAACCAGGAGUGAUGAUUAUGCAUCUUAUGUUUAAAAGGGUUUUGUUUAAAUAUGGCGUCCUCCUCGGUUGAUGUCCCACAUGCUGCAGUUUGGUGUGUAUAUAGAGCUUUUCCCUCCACUUCCUCCAAGUAUGACAGUGAAAACUAAAGUUAAUCCUUUGGGUAACUUGAUCUCCUGCAUUGGCCUUCAAACAGUAACGACAUCAACCACAGAGGCCACCAUAUUGCCAUCUGGCUCAGUUCCUUGUAUUUCUUUUUUCCCCAGAUACUUCUCUCCUUUCUUUCUGUUUACAAAUCUGGGCCUUCAUGUGGUCAUUCGCUGUGACGAAAAGCACAUCAUGUUUUCCUUUCUUUUUGUUAUCGUUUGUCUGCUCACGGUGUGAAAUCUUUCCACUUUUCAUAUUUAAUGAAUAAAACUGU